AUGCUGACAAAUGGCUAUAAACAAAGUCAGAGAGAUCAUAAACUAUUUAUCAAACACUCAAAGAUAGGGGGUGUUACUGCUCUUUUAGUGUAUGUUGAUGACAUCAUAGUAACCGGAAAUGAGGAGCAAAAGAAAGAAGAUUUAAAGCACAAGUUAACUACUAAGUUUGAAAUAAAGGAGUUGGAAGGAUUCAAAUAUUUCCUAGGCAUCGAAGUGGUUCAUUCAAAGCACAGAAUCUUCAUCUCUCAGCAAAAAUACAUUCUUGAUCUCUUGAAGGACACUAGGCAGUCAGCAAGUAAACCAACAAGUACACCUAUUGAAUCGAAUCACAAGCUCAGAGAAGCAGAAGGGAAUAUUGAGUUAAUAAAGAGAUGUAUCAGUGAUUGGUUGGUAAGCUCAUUUAUAUCUCUCAUACACGGCCAGAUAUUGCAUAUGCUAACUCCAGGGAAAGGUAUCUUAUAUAGAAGAAAUGCUAGUCUAUCACCUGAAGCCUACAUCGAUGCAGAUUAUGCUGGAUCAAUAGCUGAUCGAAGGUCCACUUCAGGAUAUUGUACCUUUCUUAGUGGAAAUCUAGCUCAACUAGCAGAUGUACUUACUAAAGGGUUAAGUAAUCCAAUGUUUCAGGCCAUCAUUACCAAGCUGGGAAUGGACAAUACCUACUCACCAGCUUGA
Molecule: messenger RNA, 672 nt
Organism: Olea europaea var. sylvestris
Lineage: Eukaryota; Viridiplantae; Streptophyta; Magnoliopsida; Lamiales; Oleaceae
Exons: 3
Coding region: 1-672 (223 amino acids)
Source: RefSeq, a predicted model, not a curated record